ACCAGCACACAAACCGCAAACCUCUGCAUAACCGCCGAAGAUGAGCAGUUCGACGAGGAGUUCCUGCAGGGCUGCAGACGGGAAGGCUUCCGGGCCAUCUACAUCCCUUUCCAGCGCGAUCGCAAGAAAUACAUCGCUGCGCUGGACGCCGUCAAGCAUGACUUGCGAGUGAGCGAGGUCUACGCCAUCAUAGGCUUCGGCGAGGCAGCCUCCUUCUGCCUCGCCCACUACCUCCGACCCCCCAACACCAACAAGCUCGGUGCAUUGAUCGCCUACUAUCCCACCGAGAUCCCCGGUCCGACCAGCCAGUACCCGGCCUCCAUGCACGUCCUCGUCCACCUCGCCAACCAGACCGUCAACGUGCACUACCCACCGUCCAAGACCGGCCACAAGGCCACCGUGGUGAAGAAGCAGGUCGGCCCCGGCGUCGGGCUCGGCGACCGUCUGGCGCUGGGGUACCCGGCGUUCUCGUACGUGGGGGCGCUGGCGGGGUUCGCGGAGCACGAUCUGGAGGAGUACAGCUCAAUGCACGCACAGGUGGCGUGGAGUCGCACGCUGGAUGCGCUGCAGCGGGGGUUCCAGCGCGAGGUGGAUUUGGAGUCGGUUUGGGACCGGAUGCAGGAGGCGCGAUACUUCUCCACCUCCGCCACCGGCCUCCUCCCCUCCCCGUCCAACCCCGAGACUGACCCUGAGACUGACAAUACCACCCCACCCCCCUCCGCCCUCUACACCCCGACCCUGCAAGGCGCAACGGGCCAUCGCCCCCUCGAAACCUUCUACCGUGCCAACUUCCACCGCCACAAACCCCCCUCGAUGCGGCUGCAGCUCCUCUCCCGCACCAUCGGCGCCGACCGCCUCGUGGACGAGGUCCUCGUGACCUUUGUGCACUCCCAACCCAUGGACUGGAUCCUACCCGGGGUGCCGCCGACGGGCCGCGAGGUGCAGAUCGUGGUCGUGAGCAUCGCGCGGCUGUGCACGGGCGAGGCCCGCUUGUACUCGGAGCAUGUGUACUGGGAUCAGGCGAGUGUGCUGCUGCAGGUGGGGUUGCUGGAUUCCCGCGUGGUUCCGGGGGGGAGUCCGCGGGUGGAGCGGCUGCCGGUGGUGGCGGGGGAGGCGGCCACCGCGGUGUUG
Molecule: messenger RNA, 1131 nt
Organism: Aspergillus saccharolyticus JOP 1030-1
Lineage: Eukaryota; Fungi; Ascomycota; Eurotiomycetes; Eurotiales; Aspergillaceae
Exons: 3
Biological process (GO): polyketide metabolic process
Source: RefSeq, a predicted model, not a curated record